Messenger RNA from Amoebophrya sp. A120, 9655 nucleotides. Lineage: Eukaryota; Dinophyceae; Syndiniales; Amoebophryaceae. The record is from the annotation of a GenBank genome assembly.
CGGAAUCGCAGUUGGUUCUGCGUUCGAUUUUCUCUAUCGUCUUGGUUGCUACUUUCGUACUACCUUCAGUAGCUUCAUAAAACAAGUAGCUAAAUUUUACGGCGCUUAAGUAUCCUCUUGCGCGUUGUUCACGGAAGAGCACUCUACUACAUUAUGGAUCCGUCGCACAGCCUGCGCCGGCCGCUGUGUCCAUCCGUACUCUUGCUGCUCGAAGAGCGCUCUCUGGCAAGUGUCUAGGCGGCCGAUGUGCUGCGACAAGAAUACAUUCUGUCAAACAAUAAAUUGGUCUCGACUGUGCAGAACGGUUGAGAGACAACCCGACAGCAGCUCCGUCCGCCUGUCGUCGGCCGCUGCAGAAGUGGAACGGCACGGCUAUCUCAGUAUCACCGUCCUCAAGUAACCGAGAAUACUCAAAGAAACAUCUCUGAAAGACGCAAAGGCGCUGAACGCUCCAAUCAGCGGCGGAACAGGGGUGGAGCUGCUGCGACCCCCCGAAUUUUCUCGAUAAAAGUUUCGAGUGUAAGUUGCAAAGCCGUGCACUCUGCGGAACGAUUAGGGGAGAACGUAUUGGCUGGCAAGUCCAGUCGUUUCGACGCCUGUACUGCAACAGGACCUACACCCGGUCAGCACUUUAGUGCCGUUCCGCGAACCGACAAAGGAGGACAACCGUUCUGAAGAAGUCAAGAUAGCCGAGUCAUAGAGCGGAACCCAUUGUUUUCUAGUGCCGACGACUUCGUAAUUCUGAGUACCUAAAAGUCGACAAGGAAGAUUUACGUGAAAACAAAACACGCGUAACAAACGGUCUCGGGUGCCGGCCCAUACCCUCGUAUCACAGUCACGAUUUUCAAAGUCGCGGUUUCUGCGUGUCCCGCUGUGACAAGAUCAAACGUGGACUUCCAGACAAGAUCGCAAGGCCACCGUGCACGGGACGUUUCGUCACCAGAAGUGCAGACCCUGCAGGAAGCGGCAUCGGCUUGCACAGCUUACUUUACUUCUGCAAGAAUUGGCUUUGGCGGCAAGAAAAAGCAACGGCGGACAAGUAGAGCUCUUCUGCAACGUCGGUACUACUUGUAACUCCGCAAGUUACCAGCGAUGUCGGAAGAAGCUGCGGCAGCACCUGCUCCCGAGGAGGGAGCUCCGGCCGAGGGGGCCGAUGCCGGGGCAGAGCAGCCCGGCGAGGAGGCAGCGCAAUAUCACACUGCAAAUUCGGCCCUUUCGCUUUCGUCCUAUGAUUUGCAUGCGCCUGAAUUUCUUGUAUUUUCAAACAGAAGAUAAAAAUCCGAGGUGGCAGGCUUGCGUAAUGGAUCGUAUGUACUACUUGCAGAUCUAGAAACAAAUGUUGAUGGUCAGCUCUACAGGACCGUUUCCAUCGUUUUUGAUCUGUGUCUAUGCUCAUGAUUACAGAUCACAGAGCCUCGAAUUUUCAAGACACGACGUUCUUCAGGGGACGAACAAGAUGGGCUGUAUUGCAGGGUGAUACGCGGGAGGUGGGCCUCACGGAGGUGGAGAUAAUGGAGAAGAUGGGUCAGCUGCCGCUGGACGAGGACAUGCCGGGCAUGAAGGCGUUUUUCAUGAAUACGGAAAAUUACAUGAAAUACAAAGUGGUGGUGCAGCAGGAAAAGAGUAAAGAAAUCUUCUUCUCCGGAAAAAACGCCAUGCCGUAUGUAGGGAAAAUCCACCUGCAAUAAAUCGCAAUCAUUCACCAUCGAGAAAAAAUAUCACCAAGAAGAAGCAGCAAGGUCUCUCUGCGGACUAUAUGGCAGAACGCUAUACUAUUCAUUGUUUGCAUUCGUCCCGUCAUUGGUGACACCAGCAGCAGUUACGAAAACCAACCUCUCCCCUUCACGAACUUUAAACUCAUUCCGUUGGAAAGGCAUUGAUUUCUGUAUGUGCAAAAAUUGUGAUCGCGCUUAUUGCUGUGGAGUUUUUCCUUUCCAUAAACUAUACGUCUUCAUCAACAAGCAGGAGCAGCUAUCGACAUGAAAAACUCUACACCGACUACUGUGCGAAGAAGGCGUCGGUCAAGCCGCAAAAAUGUUGACCUCGCAGGAUCGAUAUUGUCUGACGAAGAAUUUGUUUGCAUACGUUCAUCGUGAAAGUUAAAAUUGAUAUGAUUUUGCAGAUCCAGAUGCAAUCAUGUCACCUCGCAUGUGCCCGCGUAGUCGCGUUGGCAAGAAUUUUCACUGCGAUAGCGCCUCGACGAUAUUGCGAGGGUAGGAUUCUACUCCGACUUCCACGCGCACGAGAAGGAUCUGAUGAAGUACUCACGCAUAAUUUCGUGCUGCUUUUUGAUGAUUAAGGCGUUUUUAAUGAGGUUUUACGUUUCUUUACCCCCGUCCACAAUCAGAAAAUGUAAAUGAGUCGAUAGUUAUUUGUGAUUGACAGUGCAGUGCUUCUACAUAUGAUUUUCGGGAAACACUACAGAUAUACGCUCGAGUUUAUGCUGCUGGUCAGGGACAGCUAUGACAUUGAAAGCAAUAUUCCGAAAGGCAACGACCCUACUUGCGACCUGGCUGUUGUUUGGUUAUAAUCCGACAGUGCUUCUUCACUACUGUUUUGCUGACAGUGACAUGAGCAUCUGUGGAGGCAAAAUAAUCAAUAGAUCAAGCGUCUGCGUUUUUUGCAAAUCUAGGGUCGUGCAUUUUGAGGACGUGCUUUUUCAAUUUCAUACCAGCAAGCGGGUCUUCGGGGACAACUUCGUGUGGUGCCAGACCGUCCCAGCAUAUGAAGCCAUGGUCGCUGUGAUAGAGGUAAGGCUGACAUACGGUUUUGUCACAUCGAUCAUCUAUGACCAGCUUUGAUACGGGUUCACGUCUAAGUACUACGUGCUGGUUUCUCCAGCACAAUACUGGAGCAACGAAUUUUUUUGUCCACGAGAAGAGGAACGCGCGUAUGUUUAUUCGAAAAUUUCUGUCAGGAAAAAAAAGAGGCUAUCCAAGCGGAGUAUCUGGCUUCCCUUAGCGGGGCUGGCGGUGCCGGCGACGCAGUGGAAGGGGGCGCAGGCGGCGACGGUGCUGCGAGUGGUCCAGCAUAUGUGUUACCCAUUGCAGAUGAGUCAGUGUCACGGUCACGGAUGAAAUAAGCGCAGAAAAUUUUCCCAGUUUGUGUUGCUGUGUUGAAUUAUCGUCGAAAGUGAAGAGGUCUGCAUCGCAACGCCAGCUGAGCAGUACAGGUGUCGUUGUACCCUGCUGUCGUGCAGCGCAAGCCUGUUUUUACCAGUAAGUACCACUAUCCAUCGCAGAAAAGCUCUGGCAAGUUUUGCAAGCUCACUGACACGGCUCUAUUUGCAAUUGAUUUGUGUUUAAGGAAGACGAAACGGUUUUUGUCAAGGACGAGCCAAUAACGGUAUCCAAAGAAAAACCGUGCGAGUUCGCCGUCGCGCCUACCAGUGGCGGAGCCUGGGGAGAAAAAGAAACUCAAAAUCGAAACGAUACGCUUUUGUCAUGGUAGUUGGAGUUGCAUUUUUCACCAGUUGAGUAAGGAGGCUGAAGGUACAGCCAUCCAGCACUCGGGUCAACGCUACUCUGUACUAAAAACCGACUGUAGACUACUAGCAGAUCCGUCUUUCACCUGGCUGGUUCUUUCUCAUCCCUCUCGGUAAUUGCCGCCGGCAGGUGCCGCGUUUUUGCAAUGCAUACUCACCACGGAAUUACGUUUCGGAGACGACGCAGACUACCGUAGAAGAGGUGGACGGGAUGACGGUAUUAAGUAGGGGAGAAACUCUGACUUCGAUCGUUCGCAUGACCACAGGGACAUCACGUUCUGUGAUGCAGGUACUUACGAGGCGAACUAACAUUUUGCUCCUAAAAUUGUCAGGUGAAGAACACGCGUCCGCUGCUAAAAGUGAUGAUUGCGCGACAGAGGAGUUUUUUCGGAGAGGCCAAAAAAUACAACGACAACGCCGAGAGCUCGGUACAGCACAAGCCACAGAAGGAUCCCAAUUUCAACCUGCUACGGCGGGAGCUAGACAAGGGCGUGCAGGCAGUACCUGUGGUCUCGGAGGGCAACUGUCAGACGCACGCGGGGCGCCCAAAAAACGCCAACACGCAGUACGCAGCUGACGACUUUGGAGAGAAAGAAGAUGUACGAGCAAUUUUAAACCGUGUUGUUCACGAUGGUUGAUGAAAUUUAGAAUCUCGUACGUUGUAAGGCAGGUCUGUUCUUUUGAUGCCCGGCAGACGCAGUAUGAUGUCACCCCUACAAGAAAAAUUGGCAACAAGAAGUUGAUCAACUGUUUUGGUGAUGGUUCAUGAUGGACAGACGUGUUUAUUUUGUCCGGCUUGUUCGUGCAAAAAAAAAAAUUCAAGCUACUCCCUACCCUUUCGCAGGUAGCCGUAACGCAGGUGGAGUCUCUGACCGAGUUUUUGCGGCGCGUCUUCGAGCGCGUUGACAUGGCGCUACAGCAAAACGAAACCGUCGACCUUUUCGCAGAAGAGUUUGCAGGCAUGGGGGACGACGACGGUAUGGGCCCUUUAGGCGGGAUAUCACAAAAAAGAAACUUCUCAGAAGGCUAGUCGAGAUAGGAAAUGCUUUGUGAUUUCGCAGCGCAGUCGACGAUAAAAGUAUUACUCGAUAGCAAUUUUGUAGUGAAGGCUCCAGCAAGAGCAGGCGCACGCCUGAGGCAGAAAGAGAUGACUUCACCGAGAUUUGCAUGAACAACUCGACACAUUUUUGCGACCGUAGCGCAAGUAUUUCGGGUCCUAAGUUAUUGGGGCGAAAAAGAUGAAUAGAACACAGCAAGGAGAAAAAAAGGAAAUCGCGUAAGAGAAGUGAAAAAGAAAUAACUAUUCAGAGCUGAGAUUAUUCUUCGAUAGCGGUUUCUGUUGUGAUACGGGAAGGCAAGUUCCAACAUAAAAGAGCUCCGGAACUUCCACGACGUGGCGUUCACGAAGGACAAGCGCAUCCAGGCAACGAAAUGGGUCCCGGGCAGCUCGUAUCAAAUGUAAAAAUGUCUGGGUCUGGAAGAAUGCAACUUGUGAUGCUGCAUUUGGAUUCCAAAAAAAUUUGUAUUGCAUGCGUACCAAGGGAAAGGCAAUUUUUGCUACGCUGAGAAGGCAUUUGUCAUGCGGAAUACGCAUCAAGAGGCCCUCAAAAAAUCUGUAUUGCUAGGGGAUGCAUCACAGACAACAUGGCUCAUGCAAAACGUGCAUGACAAGUGUCAGAAUCUUCCAGACCCAGACACUUUUGCAUUUGAUAGCUCGGAGCUGCUGGCGGUCUCCUGUGUGGACACGUCUUCCGACAAGACUUUGGCCGCCACAAAGGCCGCUACCAGCUACGUGCUUUUGUGGAGCUUUGCCGACGCGCUAGCACCGCACGCGAGUCUGCUCAGUCCCUACGACGUCAGCAUAUGCAGGAAAAACUAGCGCAGUAUUUAUGUCGUCACAGCCUACAUCGCAGGCGAAAUAAGUACUUUUAGUAACUUUGCAAUAGCUCCUGUUGCGUUAUUCGUAUUCCCCUGUCUCGAUGAACCACAAGUAGAUCUUCACCACGACCUAUCAUCAUAAAUAAAUAAAGUAAAAGUUUGCGAUGAAGGCUUUCCUUUCGAUGCAACUGCCUCCAGUUCUACCCUGGGGACCGACACUACCUGAUCGGUGGUUUGGCGAAUGGGCAACUCAUCAUGUGGAAGUUCUCACCCGCGGACUUGGGGUAAGUAAUGACUCUUUAGUUGUGAGGGGAAUGAAAAUUGAGCUAGAGAAAAUCAAAGAAAUUUUCUCGUGCUGAAAACACAAUGCUUUUUCUGUUUGAUUGUCCGUGCCACGAGAUAGAAAAUAAUUACAAGAAAACUACAAACAGAGCGACGAAAAAUGUAAGCUCAAAAGUCGAGGACGAUAGUGGGGGACAAAACUUGGUGCCACAGAUAACACACAAAACGCUUUCAAUAAUAGACGACAGUCACAAGAAGCCAGUGUCCAGUAUGUGCUGGCUGCCACCGAAGAUAACAAUAGAAGGAAAAAAAGGUAUUGAGGGCGUUUUUUUGAUAAACGGUCUGGUCUCAGUUCCAAGCAUCAUGCUACUCCUCGAAGUCUACUUUAGUAUACUUGCUUCUUGCUUGUCCACCUGUCGUUUCUCGUAUCAAAACAAAAACAAAAACACACACACGCACAGCCAAGACCGGCGACAAAGGUCCGGAGGACGGGCCUAUAAGGUAUUUGUGCACAAUAGCGGGAGACGGCCAAUUUCUCAUUUGGGACUUUGCCGCAGCAAAGCAGGCGUUUGAAGAAAACGAAACAGAUUUCCAGUGGAAGCCAGGUACGAGGUGAAGCAUCGAUUCCGUUUUUUUUGUAAUCGGGCCUUUAAUGUGAUUUCGGCGAUAUAAUUUGUGUUUCAGAUCAAUUGAAUCAGAGCGAAGUAUGCACUGCAUCUCUUCUCAAGCUGCAUUGGAACGAACUGAAAAUGAAAUUGAUAAUAGACUUGCUACACGUUGGCCCCUUAUUGAAACCUCAGUUCAUCGCGUGCAGCUUUCAAGGCAGGACUCAGGGACAGAAAUGGGCUGCUGUGAGGUCAUGUACUGCGACCAGCCUGUCGGAGACCCGUCCAUCGGCAAUUUCUACGCCUCGACCGAGGAGGGAGAACUCAUCUACGCCGAUAUCCCGGGCAAAAUAGGCAGCUCGCCUAACCCUUUAUAAGCACAAGCAUUCUUGAUUAUUAUACUGGUCAGUAUUGUUGCGCUUGCGACAGCGUGUGCAGUCGCCUGUCUUAUGCACCUCUUCACGACAGGGACAGUCUACAGGUAUUUCAUGUGAUACCGCCUGGUGAACAUCUUCACUUGGUGAGUACAUUUCGCGCCGUUCGGAUGCACGUUUGUCGUGCACGAGCAAGCCCCAGCACUUAUUUCGCAGUUGUAUAGCAUCCAAAGUUGCCACUUGUACUUGUAGAAUUUCGUUAGUAUUCGCAGGACCCUUUUUUGCACCGGAUAGGUGACUGGACGGCACGAGGGGAGGAGGACCGUAAGCCCGAGUACGUAAAGAAACUCGUCAGUGUGUCCAAGACCUUCCGACCCAUGCUAAGCUUGGAGAGGAGCCCCAUAUUUCCGAACAUGCUGCUCGGUAUCAGUAUCUUGCGGACCACUUGCUGCUUCCUUGUGCUUCUCAGCUGCUUUCUCAGACAAACAAACAAUUUUUUAUCAUUAUGGGGUGCCGAGCGCUUUUUCAUGUGCAUUUCGUCUCAUAACUUCGUAAAGCGGAGUCCUCUAAAAUUACAGGUGUGUGCGACUGGAGCUUUUACAUAUGGAACGACACACUAACGGUCUUCGCAUCACCAUCAGUACGCACAUGAGCUGCAACCGCGCACCAUUUGAACGGAAGCGAAACUCCUUGCCAUGAAGUAACCCGCGAGUCUCCUCGCACGAUGAAUUAGUGAAUGACUUCAUAGACUCGCACACGGUGACCAAGACAGCAGUACAACACUGUGUUUGUAAUCUUUGGUAGCAAAGCUGCUGCGCAAUCCCAUUUCUAGUACAAGCGCCGGGACAUGAGCCCACACCAGAUAUCUGUGCUGAAAGAAUAGUAUUGGCAGCCACCACUUCGCUUCCGUUUAUGGAUUGCAAAAAUGUCUGGGUCUGGAAGGAUGUAACUUGUCAUGCUGGUCUUGCACUCCUGUGAAAUCUGUAUUGCGUAACCAACAAAAAUGGUAGCCUCUCAUGUCAUACAAAAACGCAGUUUCUCAUGCGGACUUCGGAUGGGAAAGCGUUCUGCAAACUUGUCAUGGUUUUCUGCAUAAGGAAGUGUUUUCCUCUUGCACAUUUUAGCAUUACAAGUUUCCAGACCCAGACAUUUUUGCAAUCCAUACCGUUUCAGUCGUGACGAUUUUCUUCGCCACUCUCUCCGUCCGCGUAUUUCACCUGCGGGUGCUGGUCCCCAACAAGGAGUUCUGUCGUAUACCUCGGUAGAAUGGACGGGUUCGUGGAGGUGUGGGACUUCAGCGACCAGAGUCACAAGGCCAGCCUCGCCUUCAGCGUCAGCUCCAGCGCGAUAUCGAGCAUGUGCUUCCACCCCGAGGUACGGCUCUGGUUAGGAUCUUUACAUACAACUUGGCGAGUAGAAGUCCUACUUGAGAUAGUGAUGUAUGUGCGUGUCGCUUCGCCAGUAGUACAAAAUGGACUUCUAUGAAUUUGAUGAGAAAUGAGAAAUAAAAUUGCAAAAACGUUGAAUCAGGCGGAGACGAAGGAUAUGCUAGCUGUGGGCGACGCUGAUGGGCACCUGCACGUAAUGCAGCUGCCAAAGAAUCUCGUCCGCAGUAGCAGCAAGGAGGUUGUUAUGCUCUGGGGGACUAGUGUCAAAAGCAUCGUCAUACGAGGCACAGAAGUACUCGUUGGAUAAUGCAAACUAGACUGUCUCGCUCAGUAUCUUCGGUCUGCCUUUAUUUCCUGCGCGGUACUGCAGUUGCGUGUCUGUUUCAUUGCGCGAAACGAGCUGCCUGCUCAUGAGCGAAAUGCAGUCUCGCCCGGGUAAAAGAUGUAAAGAAUUUCUUGUACUAGCAAAAAGCUGUAAUGCGAAGGUCAAUCUGUUAGUGGAAGAUGACGGCUGCAAGACCAGAAGUGAAUAUUUAUAAGAAGCCCAAGACGUAGAGUAAAGUAAGUACUUAGCGCAGCAUGCUCAAUUUUCUACGCCAACUCGUGUGUACAACUACGAUGCACAAAUUUGUGAUCCAUAGCGCAGAUGAUGGAGCAGUUUUUGCAGCGGGAGGAGGCCGCGGUGGUCUACUUCGACAAGCGAAAACAGGUGCUCGGGGACCUGGCCGAAGAACUGCAGAAGCAGGAGGGGGUGGUGCAGGAAGAGGAGGCCGCAACGAAGUCGCACGAGGAGAUUCUGGCGUUGAAAAUCGAAGCCAUGCAGGCCAAGUACAGGUCGUUCGAAACCGAGAUGAAGAUCCAGAUCGCCGAAGAGGCCGAGGCGGCCGAAAAAGCAAAGAGCCCCAAGGGGAAGAAAUAAUUCGUUGUGCCUUCCUCGCGGACAACAUACAAAAACCAUUGGAAUCCGAAAAGUUCAAAUUCACCUGCUAAAGUUGCUUUCAUGUAAAAACUCAACCAUCUUGUUUUUCGUGUGCUUGGUGAGAGCCUGAUCCGGUUGUACCAACACUGGAUUUUUGGACAUUUUUCACUCCACUUCACAUACGCGCCCCCGUCAUCCCCAAUGUACUCCCGAACCUGAUGUAAGAAGCAAGAAAGUAUCGUCCCACCACCACCUCCCGUUGUAUCGUCGACCCGGAGUUUCGCUUCUGCUCCCCUGCCUGUAGGUGCGAUAAAACCCAACUUUUUUCGAAAAGUGUAAGAACACUCUGUAAGAACGAGCGCCGUUCAGAAUUCAUCAUUCAGUGCACUUCGCAUUUCGAAAUCCAAAUCUAGUAUUCUGAUAAGAUACGCCAAACUUUUAUUCAUUCACUCACUCGCAAAGAAGAGAAGAAGAACAAAAUUUAUGUUACGGAAAGAAGAAGAACGCGAUCUGGUAGCAUUGGCCGGAACGUUUGGUAUAUCAACUGAUGUGUGACCAUUUUAAUUGAGGCAAUAACUCGCUGCCUUUUUCAUCUUGGUUGUCUUGCUUCGCUCCUCGCGCCCGUGUUUCUUGGAAACUUCUCUCUAAGAUUUUCCAAUUUGGACCGGCGUGGUUUUAUAUUAAUUUACAUGGGCGUCGUCUUCUCCUCUUCACGUUCACGACCA